This is a messenger RNA of Venturia canescens, 3285 nucleotides long. RefSeq lists its product as uncharacterized. Gene Ontology annotation, molecular function: zinc ion binding; nucleic acid binding. Bases 1 to 3285 code for a protein of 1094 amino acids. Lineage: Eukaryota; Metazoa; Arthropoda; Insecta; Hymenoptera; Ichneumonidae. The transcript has 4 exons. The record is from RefSeq and is a predicted model, not a curated record.
AUGUCCAACGAAGACCAAAACCCCAUGAACGUCUACGGACAGGGCGGACCGCCAAAUCAAGAUAACGCAGGUCAGCCGAAUCCACAGAACGAAUUUGGACCAAAUCCCAACCCUCUACAAGUUAAUGUAGAUAUAGACGUACUCAGUAGAUAUAUUGCAGAUAAUAUUCAACGUCAAGCUCCCCAACAUGUCAAUGCUAAUCGAGCACCAGAAAACACACCAUACCCCAUACACGCGAAUUAUAAAGAUUUCACUAGGUAUGUACCAGAGUUCGAUGGUACAACAAAAACAUGUUCCCUCAAUACUUUUAUUAAUUAUUGUGAAUCCGCAAGAGAAUACACUCAAGCGAUUGGCGAAAGACCAGUAGUCGCAUUACUGAGAAGUAAAUGCAAAGGCGUUGCAUGCGAAAGUCUAGAAAGUUUUACAAUUUCAACAAUCGAUGACCUCAUCAACAUUUUGAGAAGUAGAUUCAUUACAUCGAAACCCUUGUUCGCGUGGCUCGAGGAAUUAAACACUUUCGAACAAAAAGAUAAAGAAACAUUGCUCGCUUUCUAUAGUCGAAUCAACUUGCAUCUUACUCAAACUCAACAGGCCAUCGGCUUGUCAAAAUUGCAAGACCCGGAAGGAGCAAAAAAUUACGCUCGAGACAUGGCAAUAAAUCAAUUCCGUAGAGGCGUAAACCCAGCUUACAGCGCUCACAUACCUAUCACAGUCUUCGCUACCCUCGAAAGUAUUUAUCAACAGACAAUCGAAAUCGAAAAACUAGUAGGACCAAUAGAAAGAAAUAACAAAAAUCAAUCAACCUGCCUCCCUAUUAGUUCGCAAGAUAACAAAAACUUAAAUAAUAAAUCAAUGCAAAACGCAAACACGACCGGUAAACUUUGUAAAUUUUGCAAGAAAACAAAUCACGUUACGGACGACUGUUACGCUCUUGCAAAACAAAACAAACAACAAGAACAACAACAAAAACCUCAACAAUUACAGCAACAACAAACGACUGAAAACAAAAGUAGCGUAUCUUGCAACUAUUGCAAAAAACCGGGACACGUAAUAAACGACUGUCGUAGGAGAGCGUACAAUAACGGCAAAAAGGCUGCGGCGAAUGCAGGCGACGAUUUUCCUGUAGAAUUUGAUGCAAUACUUGGUCAUGAGACCCUCGGUAAUAGCAACGGUAAAAUUGACUGGAUGGAGAGGUGCGUGCAAAUCAAUGAUGUAAAAGUACCAUUUACAAACACCGAAUCAUUUCUUCUGCGGGCCAGACAGAAAAUGGUCAUGUUUGUUCGAGUGGGAAAUACUCUAGAGACAGGCUACGUACCCCGCAUAAGAUUUCCAGAAGGCGUUUACGCAGGCGAAGCAUUGGUGAAAAACACCGACGGCAAAGCUUACCUUUACGCUAUCAAUACCCUUGACAAAGACGUUAAAGUGGACGUUCCCGUUAUAUCCCUCUAUCCUUUUGAUAUGAGUACGGACGAAAACGAGGAACAGAACGAAGAUUCCGCAAUUGGCAAAGCUAAAAUACAUAGUAUCCCUUCUCGGACGCGAGAAAAUCGUGUAGAAAACGUGAUAAACCUUUUGCGCCUCGACCACCUUAAUGUCGAAGAGCGAGACGCGGUAAAUGCACUCGUUGCAGAAAACGCAGACCUCUUUCAUUUACCGGGCGACCCUCUGAAAUCAACUAGCGAAUGCAAGCAUCGAAUCUUAACAGUGAACGACAGACCUGUCAACACGAGACAAUACCGACAUCCACCCUUUCAAAGACCAGAGAUCGAAAAACAAAUUAACGAUUUAUUAGAACUCAAUAUAAUCGAACCAUCUAAAUCUCCAAAACUCAGCGAAGUCACGAUAGGAGACGCUUAUCCUUUACCCUUAAUAACCGAUAUCCUUGAUCAACUCGGCGGAGCAAAAUACUUUUCAAUUUUCGAUUUAGCAUCUGGAUUCCACCAAAUACAGAUGGAUCCAGCAGAUAAACAUAAAACAGCUUUUACAACCCCCCACGGUCACUACGAGUUUAACAGAAUGCCAUUCGGUCUAAAGAAUGCACCAGCAACCUUUCAACGCCUAAUGGACCUCGUACUUAAAGGUCUUCAGGGCAAUGAACUGUUCGUAUACCUGGAUGACAUAGUCAUCUACGCUCGUUCCUUAGACGAACACAAUAGUAAAUUCAAAAAAUUGGCCGAACGUCUACGAAAUGCUAAUCUUACUCUCCAAACCGAUAAAUGCGAAUUUUUAAGAACGGAAGUACGAUAUCUAGGUCACCUUAUAUCAGCUGAUGGCGUAAAGCCCGACCCUAAAAACAUCGAAGCGGUUCAAAAAUUUAACGUACCGAAAACCCCAAAAAACGUUAAAGAGUUUUUAGGACUUGCAGGUUACUACCGGCGUUUCAUAAAAAAUUUCGCAGCAAUAGCAAAACCAUUAUCAGAUCUAACGAGCAAAAAUGUCGAAUUCCACUGGAAUUCAGAACAUCAAUUAGCAUUCGAAACGCUGCGUGAUAAACUCUGCUCUGCUCCAAUCCUUCAAUACCCGAAUUUCUCCGAACCUUUCAUCGUGACAACCGACGCAUCUAAUUAUGCGGUCGGUGCAAUUCUUUCACAAGGCAAAGUCGGUCAAGACCCUAUGGUGGCUGCUGCCUCGAGGGUCCUAAACAAAGCGGAACGGAACUACUCCACCACCGAAAAAGAGAUGGUCGCAGUGCUCUUCGCAAUAAAAACCUUCAGACCCUACCUUUAUGGCAGGGAAUUCUUACUUCUAACGGAUCACCGACCACUUGCUUGGAUCGACUCAAUGAAAGAAUGCGAAGACAAUACAGUCGACGCGGUCUCUUCAAUUGCAACAGAUCAAGAGAUUUGCCCAUCCUCGGAUCAGAAAAUUUCUGAGGAACAGGACAAAUCCUUCAUAACCCUCGAAAAUAUACACUCCGAAAACUCUAACCCUGCUGAAUCAAUGGAGGUCACAUCACCACAUUGUCCAAACACACCUUCGGCCGAAUCCAGCACAGAAUCCGACGAAAAAUCCCUGUACUUUACUCCUCAAACCCCUCCAAUUCUCAGUGACCAUAUGUCACCAAGAAUAACUGAGAUCCCACAAAAACCUUUAGAAAAACGUACACAAAAAACGGCAGAAUUCACACCGCCCCUAGUAAACGUACGAAAAGGAAAUCGCACAGCACCACAAGCUCUCUCGAAUCAGGGAGUAAUCCAGAUGGGGAAACCCAAAAGAGCGAAACUCAGUCUCAAACAUGCGAUACACAGAACCCCGAAAACAGCCAGGAAGCACCAAGUGAUCUAA